Molecule: messenger RNA, 1692 nt
Organism: Aspergillus versicolor CBS 583.65
Lineage: Eukaryota; Fungi; Ascomycota; Eurotiomycetes; Eurotiales; Aspergillaceae
Product: Leucine Rich Repeat domain protein
Exons: 6
Coding region: 1-1692 (563 amino acids)
Molecular function (GO): Hsp90 protein binding
Source: RefSeq, a predicted model, not a curated record
AUGGGCUCUCGAGGAGAAGCCGCGCUGCUCCAACGGCAGGGCCAGAAUCUGUAUGGCCAGGGUAAUUUGGAUGGCGCUUUACGUGCCUUCACGGAGGCACUAAAAUGUCCUGAUGUAGAUGCACUCUCGGUGCUGGAUAAUCGAGCAGCGACAUACACGAAACUCCUACGGUAUGAACAGGCUCUGAAGGAUGCCAGGCAAAUGAUAAAGCAAGAUAAACAAGAUGAACGAGGAUAUCUACGUUGUGCCAAAGCGCUAUUGCUGGAUGGGAAGCCCGAGAAGGCUCGUGAAGUGUAUGCGUACGCGUUGAAAACCUUACCAAAGGAUAAUCCACGACGUCAGGUACUGGAGCAAAUGCACUCGAAACUGCACGAUAAGUUGGUAUCAAAAUGCUAUGAUCCGUUCACCGUGUUCCCGCUUGAAAUAGCGCGGAUGGUUUUGGAGCAUUUUGACUUCAAACAGAUAGUGGCUAUCUUACGGGUCUCAAAAGGAUGGGAUCGGUUCCUUUCAUCAAUGCGGGAUUUAUGGAUGCGUAUUGAUUUCUCUGGGGCACGCGGGAAAAUUCAUUGGUCAUCUGCUCUAGCCUACAUCCGGCGAUCCAAGGCCAUGCUCACAGAAGCCAUUGUGGCGAACCUCACCAAGGCCUCUAUACGGAAAGUUCUGGAGUAUAUCAGUCGUUGCCCAAAUCUCCAACACCUUCAGAUCCUGUCACCCUCCUCACCCAACGACAUCUACGAACUCUUCAAAGGAUGCAAGAAGCUUAAAACUCUUUUAGUCUCCUCAGACACUACCAUCCCUCAAUCUACGCUCACCAAACUGCUAGCCAGCUUCCCCAAGCUCGAACGCCUCGAGAUCCAUAAUGCUACAAAGUCUCGCGCGUCCGACGUUCACUGGCCACCAGCCCUCCCCAACUUGCAAAGCAUCACGCUCGGCACAACUGAGUCUGGUGUUCACGAAAACUACAUCCCAGCCCUCUACAUCCCUCGCCUAAUCGACCCAACAACCCCGCUCCCAAUAUCAAACCUCACCGAGCUCCGCCUCCACUCAAACCCCAAAAUCUUUGUCCCCUAUCCGCCGUCUUUCAACCCUGCAGACCUCCCCCACCUUCAAAAACUAGACAUAAGCGGCCUCUACAUCGGCGGCACCUUCGGCCUCCCACCUACUCUCCAAUUCCUCCGAAUCCGCGGUGGCGCAGCAAUCGAGGCGCUCCCCUUCGCUACGCCAACCACAGAUGAAAGCAACGGGCAACUCCAACCCCUUCACCUCCCAAAUUUAACGACACUUAUAUUCAGCGACGUCCCCUGGGUCACACAUCUGACCCUAAUGGCAUUUGUGGCGAACGCGGGGGCGCCGCUGGAAGUGCUGCAUGUCGAUAGCUGUUUCAGGGUUCCGGCUGCGAUACUAGUUUCGAUUCUCCGUGAGCAUGGUGCGCAUCUGAACACUUUGAAUCUUGCACAUGUCAUGGGGGUUCAGGACUCGACUGUUGCUGUUUUAGUUGAGGGAGUGCGGUCGUUGAAUGUUCUUAAUUUGGCGUAUACUGACAUCACGGGUGUUACAAUCAAGGCGCUUGCAGAUUCGCAGAUGGCAGAGGAUACGGCAAAUGUGGAAUGCUUGUAUGUCAAGGGGUGUGAGGGAAUUUCGUCCGAUGCUAUUGACUACGGACGGUCUAAAGGACUUGUUAUUGUUACUUGA